AUGCUAAUUAAAAAUAAGUCCAACAGGAAGAAGAAAGAGGACAAAUAUAAAAUUCCAUAUGAAUCUGAGAGAUCUGAGGAAGAAUCUUCAAAUCUUGCCUCCUUAGCUGCUUCAUUUGCUUAUAAGUAUGAAAACAGUGAUGUCCAUGUUGUACCCUCUAAUUCCUCUGGUGAUGAAAAGAAGAAUUUCAAACGUAAGAGUAGUAUGAAUUUGAGAUUUAAUUAUAAAACUGGUUCAACUAAUAAUGAAAAUAAACAUGGUUUUCUAAAGCAUAACAUCUUUAGACACAAAUCCCUGAGAAUCUUAUCAAAUAAAGAAAAUAGUUUUGAUAAUGAACAUAUUCAAGAUGCGUCGACUCAUAAACGCCAUUACAGUCUCUAUUCUGCUGGUAAGAAUGGAAAGCUAUCUAGGCAGUCUGACAGAAUGUUACCUCUUAGUCCAUCAGAGCCAAAGGAGAGGAUUGUUACUGACAACAAACCAGUAGAUUUUGAAAGAGAAACAGUAGAUAUACCGGUAUAUCAACAUAUUAAUGAAACGGAUUCCGCUUAUUAUCCAAAUAUUAAUGAUGAGAACUUUAUUAAUAUUCUUGAUAAUAUAUCAUUAGAAGAACACAUGCCAAUUAUAGCGAAGGUUGUAUGUGACAAUAGUGAAUUAAUAAACGACACACAAGAUGUUCUGAUAAGGCCUGAUUCUUUUGAAGGAAAUGCAGACGGCGAAAUAAUAUAUAAUAUCAUUGAUCCUACAGCUGCAUAUAAUCGUUUAGAUGGAAAUGAAAAUAUUAUAACAAAUCCAGAUGAUGGUAUUGAUAUGAAGAUGGCAGAAGUUACUGAUUUACUUUCUCAAGCAAUCAUGGAAGGACAAAAUACGCCAGAUUCAGUAACCGCCAUUAAUCAAUUCAAGAAUAGAGCGUCAUAUUUCUCUUCUAACUUAUCAAACUCAAGCAUUACAACUUCUUUGCAAAUUGAAUCAACCAAAGGAACUCCACGGAGGAUAAAUAACAAAGAUGUUGGAAGUUCCUUACAAGAUACUGAUAACAUAAGUACAACAUUUCGUCAUAACAAUAAUAAAGUACCUCAAAAAGAUGAAGUAAUAAAGCUAUCAUUCAAUCAAUUAUUUAAUGAUAAACAAAGAAGGUUGCAGAGGAAUUCUUCCGUUCCAAUUUCAGUACCACAUAAAGGUGACGACAAUUUUGGAACUUCAAUAUCAAAUUCGGACAUUAAUAAUGAGAAACUCUUGAGGAAAAAGGGAUCUCUUCCAAAUUUAAAAUAUAACAAUAAUAUUCCUUACGAUAACUCUAAACUACGUCUGACGAACAUUGUCCCACCUACAAGGUCAUCAAGAAGACCGGCAACAAGCCCAGUAUCCAACAAUAAAAUUUUUUUUAAUAUUCUAGAUGACAAUAAUGGUGAGAGUUCCUUUUCAUCAAACUGCCACGAAAAUAGUUACACCACAAAUGUGUUGUUCUCUGAUUCUGAUACGGUUUCCGACAGAAUAUUUUCAACAGGUAAUCCUAGUUCUUCAAGCUUAAAUGUAAGUAUAUCAAGUCCUGGUAAAAAUAAGCAUUCAGAUUUUGCCCCACCUCCAGCUAUUUCUGAAAUUCAGACAGGAACUAGUUCGAAUUACUCUGAUAAAAUCAUGCAAAAUAUUCAAGUUCCAAAACCAAACCCAUACGUUACAAAGAUAGAUUUUACCAAUGAAAUUCAUGUGGAUUCUCAUCAAGAUCAAUAUUCAACUAUUGCUGGAAUGCAGCAAAACCACCAUUCUAAUAUUGACGAAAUUCACCACAGCAAAGCAUUUGGUAAGAAGUUUAAAUCAAUCGUCUCAAAAAGAUUAUCAAAAAUAACACAUUGA
Tetrapisispora phaffii CBS 4417 is the source of this 1851-nucleotide messenger RNA. RefSeq lists its product as uncharacterized. The transcript has a single exon. The coding region runs from base 1 to 1851 and encodes 616 amino acids. The record is from RefSeq and is a predicted model, not a curated record. Lineage: Eukaryota; Fungi; Ascomycota; Saccharomycetes; Saccharomycetales; Saccharomycetaceae.